Messenger RNA from Portunus trituberculatus (swimming crab), 1549 nucleotides. Its product is annotated as peroxiredoxin-like 2A. The record is from RefSeq and is a predicted model, not a curated record. The transcript is spliced from 5 exons. Lineage: Eukaryota; Metazoa; Arthropoda; Malacostraca; Decapoda; Portunidae.
UCCGGGGCUUCACAGAGCAGCCCUGACUCGCUCACCGCACGGACAGACCGACGGGCGGACGCAACCCAGUGGAAGUUGACGAAGCUUGAUUGGCAUUUGGCGUUCCUCAAUCUUUCUCUCGUUUAGUGUUUACUGUCUCCCUCGCUAUUUGUGACAAGCGGGGCGCAGUAUGUCGCUGUCCGUUAUGGUGAGCAACUGGCCGUGGAUCCUGACGGGGGCGCUGACGGGGUUUGUGGCCUACUGUAACAGGCCCCUUGACUGGCUCUCCCCGCCCCCGAAAGCCUCGACUGAAUGGCUGAGUGGCGCGCCCUUGAAGCGACUUGAUGAUGUGAAGGAGGUCCUGGGUGGAGAGCUGUGGAGGGAGCAAGGGGCGUUGGUGAUGGCUGUGAGGAGGCCCGGAUGAAAUUUGUGUAGGGAGGAGGCGCAAGCCCUCUCCAGCCUCAAGGAGCACUUCGAGGCUAAGAGAGUGCCUAUGUAUGCCCUCCUCCAUGAAGAGCUUGGUGCUGCCGAGUUCGCUCCCUAUUUCAAGGGCGAUCUUCUCUUGGAUAAGGAAAAGAGGUUCUAUGGCCCUGUCCUCCCAGUAGUGACGGGGAUGUUGAGGUGGAGUGUGUGGCAGAACAUCAGGCGUGCCACCAGCAAGGGUGUCGAGGGAAACCUGAAGGGAGACGGAACGUUGCUGGGCAGUGUGUUCUUGUUGGGUCCAGGCAGCCAAGGGAUCCUGUACGAACACCGAGAGAGGGAGUUUGGCGACCACCACAACUCCACUGAGCUUCUGGAGGCAUUGUCCAAGUUACAAACACCAAGUGAUGAUUAGAAAAUGCAAUCAGUAUGUGUUACAUGGAAAUGGUAUCUGUUUGUCAUUGGUUUUCAUCUUACCAUGUGUUUUGUUGCAAAGAAAUUAUAUAUUGUUUUGUUAUUUUUUCUUAUUGUUGUGUGUACAUAGACUUGUUUCCAUAUUCUAUUAUAUAGUUUUCCAUUUCAGUAUUUGAGUGUAAACAGUUAGCCAGUACAUGUUCAGUUUAUUACACUUCUCUAAGUAUUAAUAAUAAGUAGCUAGUCAACUGCAUUAUCUGAUAUGGAAAAAGUGAAAGUGCCCUGAAGCCAGUCAUUCAGGCUGUCACCAGAGAGCAAUACACAGGCUAUAAUUAUGGCAACAGUGGUAGCUAUUGUGUCCCUAUACCUCGUCCAUGAUUGGUGUGCAUGUGUGUGUGUCUAUUUAUUGUAUAAGUAUGCAAGUGUAUGUUAAUAGUAUUUUUGUAAACUGAAGAAGAAUUGUGAAACUUGGUGAGGGUGGCUGUGUGUGUGUGUGCAAGUGUUGAGAAUGGUCUUGCAGCUCCAGGCCUCAAGUAAAGUGAAGGUUGUAACAUAAACUCAGUAGAGGUGCUGCGGCUGGAAGAAACCCAAGAUCUAGAGCUGCAAGUUGCCACACCCUUCACUGCCCCCCCACACAAACAACCACCACCACCAAUAGAAACAAUAUCCUCCUUCAUCCUUUAUACAAGAUACCAGUAAAACCUGUUUGUAAUAAAGUAUGUUAUGUUUUCAGUAA